AUGCUCUGGCCCGGGGCACCGGAGCCGCGCUUCGAGCAUGUCGAGGUGGCGGUCAAGUUCUACCUUGCCUCCAGGGCGGGGGUCGAGAGCUGGGACGACUUCAUCGCGCCCAACCCUGCCGACAUCCUGGGGAAGAAGCUGCGGUGGAUGCUGGACCACCAGCUGCUCAUGGGCCAGACGGGCCACAUACGCAGGCGCCUUGCCGAGCUCGCCGACUGCGACGACGUGAAUGUCCGCAGCUCGCUCUGGAUGAACGGCCGCCUCUUCUGCCAUGCGGCCGCCCCGCUGGACGCUCCCGGCUGCGCCCAGCCCGAGAGCUGGCACGAGCGCCUGCCGAUGCUGAGCGCCGACCUGGAAGUCGGCUGGUGGUGCCGCUUCGGCGAGCUGCCGGCGGUCCUGAGCGAGCGCCUGUCCUACGUCAUCCUCCAGAAGCCGUACUGGCUGUGCCCUCUGAGCGGCAAGGGGGGCGGCCGCGACGCGGACCACGGCGGGCUCCUCUCGCGGGGGGAGCUGCUGGGGCUCGCGGCGGGCUGGCGCAGGUUCCAGUACAUCCGGG
This is a messenger RNA of Prorocentrum cordatum, 556 nucleotides long. Lineage: Eukaryota; Dinophyceae; Prorocentrales; Prorocentraceae. The record is from the annotation of a GenBank genome assembly.